CCUAGUAAUCUAUGGUGGCGCCACCUAGAGAAUGAAAUGGAAGGCCUCGGGGCCUCUGCCUGGGGGUGUCCGGGCGACAUAGAACGUAAAGAAGAUGUGACAUGGUACUUAAAAACCUCACAGGUGGCGCUGGCGAUAGCCAUUAUCCGUUCAAAACCGCCAGAUAAAAGCAGCAAAGAAUAUGCAGAGCAGCUGGCCAAAGCGGUAUCUGGACAGAAUUCCAAAUGGAAAUUGCGAGUUGAAACUUUAGAAGCAGAAGUUCUUCAUUUAAGACGGCAGCUCCUUUUGAGGGAAGUUUCUUCAGGAUUCUCUGUAGAAAAUAGGACUUCAGGUGGUUUAGGUGAGGCUGUGCUGCCUUCUAAUACAGAAGAUUGCUCAGAUCAUUUUGAAGACUCUGGAUGUGAUACCUCAAGUGACCAUGUGGCUGAUACAUUAAAAACUUGCCCUAGUCUCAACUACAGGGAGCACAGCUCCGUCAAUUCUGUGUCUGAUGCUUCCUCAAAUACCCUUCCAAUAUUGACUUCUGUCUCUGCACAGAGCAGUAAGUCUUUGCUUUCCCAUAUACAGUUCCUACAAUAUUUCAUUGAACUGAGAAAACUGACAGAGGCUGGAGGUCUGAGAACAGACAUGAAAAAACUUGGGAAGGAUGGCUCCAUCAUAUUUGAUUCCUUUUCUCGGUUGAUCGAUGGCCUAGUCACUUUAUAUAGCCUUCCUGAACUCCCCUUUUCAGAUGUUGUGACUCAGGCAGUUUGUGUCAUAACCAGGUUAUUAAGUGAUGCCGAUUUGUCUUGUCUGAUUCUGGGAAGGUGUAUCAAGAAGCUAGAAGACUUUGUGAAAAGACUUGUAGCAAUUAUUUUGAAGAACAACAACCUCAAUAGGUUUCAGAUGCAGGAUUCUAUAUCCCAUGCCCUUGUUUUGCUUGGCCGAUGCAGCACUUUAAGGAACUUCACAGUAUCCCUGCUUUUCAGAGAAGUGACUCAGUUCGCUGAAGAGUUGCAACAUAUGAAUGAGAUGCAAGCCAAGUUCAGUGUCCAAUAUGAAAACAUUUUCUUUCUAUGUAGAGUAUUGGAACAACUUCUUGGAAGAGGAACAGAGCAGGAAAAAGCGGCUAGAUCAGAUUGUGAUGAGGAGAAAAAGAAGAUUCUACAGAGCCUUAAUCAGGCUGUGUUUCACCUCUCAGAUGAAUUCCCUCUGUUUUGUAUUUAUUUAUGGCGACUGGGCACCCUCCUGAAUGCAGCGCAAAUAGAAGCUGUUGAAAAAACCUCUCCAGCUUUAUAGCAAUACUUUAUUGCACUGAGAAGGAGGCAAACAGCAAUCAAGCAGUGUUUGCCACUGAAAGGACGUAGGUCAUCACAACAGGCGUGAAAUCCAUUUCCCGCACUGAUGCAGUUUCCACUUUGGCAUCCAAAAUUGCUUAGGUAGCUGGUGGGCAGUUUCACUGCCACAGUAGUGAAAGGUUUGUUCCUGUGGACAGAAUGUGAGGAACUUUGUUCUUAAAAUAAUUGUUGUAAUAAGCCAAAGUAGCUCUGAUUUUUUUAAAAAAAUUAAAUGUUCAUUUAAAACUAUAGCACAAUCUGGGGCAGAAAAUUCUUUACUGCAGUUUUAAUAUCUACAGGGCUUGACAACUGGAAUACUACGUAACAUAUCUUAGAAUGCCAUCUUCAAUAAGGACUAGAGAAAACUAAGUGAACAGAAUGUAUUGUCCAGAUACGGAUAAACUUGAAAAACAUGUUUCAUUUUAUAGCUUUAUCUUAAAAUUACUAUUUUUUGCUUUUGUUAAGUGUUAUUUAUGAACAGUACUGAAUAAAAACAUGUGGCUUUUUUUCUGAUACAUGUGAUUAAGGUGGAGGAAUGUGAAUUACUAUUAUACUAAAAUAAUACUGAAUCAUUCCAACUUACAAUACCAAGGAGCACGAGGCAGGAAAACCUGAAUAAAUAUGUAUAUAUUACCCAAAACCCAGUGGCGAUCUUUGCGCUGGACCUCAUAGCUUUCGUCAGCAUGAGGACUUCAUCCUUCCUCUUUCAGCUCCCAGCAGCCUCCUAACACCCUUCUUCAGAAACAAGGAAACCUUUUUGAUCUCUCUCUCUAUAUAUAGAUAUAGAUAUAGGCUCUUUAGAGCAGGUGGAGGGAAAGGAUAUCCCCAGCCUGGUAUCAUUGGACACCAGAAUCUCCAACUGGCUCUUAGGUGCAGCCAUUUCUUCAUAAACUCAAUUAGUAGCUAAAGAAUUGUAAAACAUCUGCUAAAGAGGAAAG
This is a messenger RNA of Pogona vitticeps (central bearded dragon), 2254 nucleotides long. RefSeq names its product meiotic double-stranded break formation protein 4 (gene MEI4). The record is from RefSeq and is a predicted model, not a curated record. Gene Ontology annotation, cellular component: lateral element. Lineage: Eukaryota; Metazoa; Chordata; Lepidosauria; Squamata; Agamidae. Gene Ontology annotation, biological process: homologous chromosome pairing at meiosis; oogenesis; DNA recombination.